Messenger RNA from Notothenia coriiceps (black rockcod), 1580 nucleotides. RefSeq names its product ADAMTS like 5 (gene adamtsl5). Gene Ontology annotation, molecular function: protein binding; metalloendopeptidase activity. Gene Ontology annotation, biological process: proteolysis; extracellular matrix organization. Lineage: Eukaryota; Metazoa; Chordata; Actinopteri; Perciformes; Nototheniidae. The transcript is spliced from 10 exons. The record is from RefSeq and is a predicted model, not a curated record. Gene Ontology annotation, cellular component: extracellular matrix. The coding region runs from base 1 to 1515 and encodes 504 amino acids.
AUGGGGAUGGGGGACAAGACAGAAAAAACAAACAGUCCCAAGCAAGAAUCUUCCCUCUACAAAGGCUUAAAGUGGAUGUCCGGUCCUAGCUCGCCCCCCAGGAUCACUUCCCAUGACAUCACUGUGCAGCAGCCGGCCUUCAACCAAUCAGGAGAGUGCCCCCCCAGCUCGAAGGACUUCAGAGAGAUGCAGUGUGCUGCCUUCAAUGACCGACCGUUAGUGGCUGGAACCUCCUUCAGAUGGACCACCUUUCAUGGAGGCUCUAACCCCUGUGAACUGAGCUGCCUGGCCCUGGGUCACAACUUCUACUACAACUUUGGCCGUGUGCUCGAUGGCACGGCCUGCGCCAAGGAGCCUGGAGCUGUGUGUGUCAACGGGCGCUGCCUGACGCCCGGCUGUGACUCCAUCUUGGGCUCAAAGCAGCAGGAGGACGCUUGCAUGGUGUGUGGAGGACAAAACACCACCUGCAUGCACCACAAGAGCGUGUACCAGAGCAACGGUCUGGAGGCAGGCGGACCUUUUGGAUACAACGAAGUGACCAUGAUCCCAGCUGGAGCUACUCACAUCCGAGUCACUGAUAACAGCAGGAAUUAUCUAGCACUCCAGAAUGGUCACUCCCAGUUUGUGAUCAACGGUAACUGGAAGAUCAGCAUUCCGGGCGAGUACAAUGUAGCCGGGACGAAACUGGUGUACCGGCGCUCUGCAGACACCUGGGAGAGCUUCGAGGUACCGGGACCCACCCAGGAAGACCUCCAUCUCAUGGUGCUGGCUACAGACAGAAACCCGGGGAUCGAAUAUGAGUACUGGCUCCCACCAGGUCAAUACGCCCUCCACCAUGGGAGGAGGAGUCCACUGCGCCAAGCUCACCACACUGACAACUACCUCCCCUGGGAUCAACCAAUCACCACAACCACAACUACCACCACCACCCGGGCUUCCCCUGUCACUACCCGGGAUUCCCCUGUCACCACCCGAACACAUUGGAUUUCAAGACAUUUGAAGCCACCUCGCCAAUCUCCCCACCACAACCGUCGCCAGCCCCCCCACCAGCCCCGCCUGGAGAGAGAGGAGAACCACAGAAACCUCCUUCCUCAGCCUUCACCAGGAAGACAUUGUGGGAAAUGUCAUCGAAUUAAAGGUAGAAGGGAACGCCAAAGACAGUAUUGCCAGAAGGACUUUGUUUUCCGUGCCCGGGUGCUCGGAAAGCUGUACCGAGGCCAGGAGACGCGGUAUGACGUCCAGAUCCUCCACACCUACCGCAACGGCUUCCGCCUGGAGCACCGGGAGUUCUUGUGGGUCCCUAACGUGUGUGACUGCCCCCACCUGGAGGAGGGAAAACAGUACAUACUGAUGGUGCGCCGCCACAUCAACCACGAGGAGACACUGAACCGCAUCCUGCUGGAGGAGGAGAGCUACAUUGUGCCGUACAGACCCCGAGAGGAAGAACUGCUGCGACCCCUCGAAAGACUCUGCAACAACAGAGGAGCCAAACACCCAGCAGAACGGAUGGGAUGAGAGUGGAGCCGCAAUGUGUUUGAGUGUGUGUGUGUGUGUGUGUGUGUGUGUGUGUGUGUGUGUGU